AUGGGAACGAUUGAAGGCAGGCCAGCGGGCGCAAAUGCGCAGUUCGGUUGUUCCUGCCACUGCGGAGGGGGAGCUGGCGGGCCACGGCUGAAGCGCCAAGACUCAGGGGGCGUAGCUGCAGCAGAGAUUCCGGUGCGCGUCGCGUCCUCACCUGACGUCAAGACCCACGAGGAGACGAAGGGCCGGAGCGAUGCUUCGCCGUCGCAGCUAUCAAUUUCAAAAGCCGCAGUGCAGGCAGCUCACAACUUGGCCACAGGAGCAUCAGACUCCACCCAAUUAAUGUCGGAUGCUGCUGACGAGCCGGCUCCCACUGGCGAGUCCAAAGCGAAGGUGAUGCUGCCUAUUGCGGCCGUCACGCCACGGCAGGUCCUCGAUUCGGAUGAGGAGCAGGAGUUCCUUUCUGACGGGCAGCCCAGGACCGAGGGCUCGUCAGGCGGCAGCACCCAUGGCUUUCACUGUGUUUUCCCCAUCAAGCAGGGAAUCAAUCCAAAUCAAGGCCCCCGGGUCUGA
Molecule: messenger RNA, 510 nt
Organism: Symbiodinium sp. CCMP2592
Lineage: Eukaryota; Dinophyceae; Suessiales; Symbiodiniaceae
Source: the annotation of a GenBank genome assembly